Molecule: messenger RNA, 366 nt
Organism: Paraglomus occultum
Lineage: Eukaryota; Fungi; Glomeromycota; Glomeromycetes; Paraglomerales; Paraglomeraceae
Source: the annotation of a GenBank genome assembly
AUGUCCGAAGAGUCAAAAAAACGCAAGCUGCAGGAAAUAGAAGAGACAUGCACAAGUUUUCGAAAGUCUCAUUUCCUGAGGAAGCAUAUUCGUAUUGAUAAGAUCUUGGAGUUGAUGAAAAUUUUAGCCGCGAAAGAUUGUAACCAAGUAGUUGAAUCAGACAAAGUUCUCUCCGCUUUGUUCGAUAGUUUCGCAACCGGAAACGUAUUAUUAUGGGAUUUUUCGGCACUCGAAAAUGAUGAUGUCGAUUCCUUAUUGCAUUUGGAGAAUAAAGGCCCUCUUGUGUUCGAAGAUUCCGUAAAAGUGGUUCCUUCUCAACAUUUCUUAGCAACUCUGACGAAGUUACAGAGACGUUGGAACAUGAGC